UGCGCAUUACAGGUGAAGGUUGAUUCAAUAUUUUGGAAUUUAAAUUCAGUUUUAAAUCGGACUUUAGGACUUAUUUACACAUAUUUGUCGUACAAUUUGGAAUUCACCAAAUAUGCACACAUCCUCGGCACAAUUGUGUGUCUGGACUACUGUCAAAAUGGAUAUAACUGAAAUGGGAAUACAUGUAAGUCAUAACUGACUGACUGAAGAAAUAUAACUACAGACACUACAUAAAGUAGAUACACAGACCCACAAAGAUGGAGUUUUACAAACUCCUGCAGUCAAAAGAGAGUGUGUUUGAUGCUACAAUCGCCAAGAUGACCUCACAGAAACUGAUAGAGGUCAUAUCUGGUCUACAGCAGGAGAUGGCUGAUGAGCAGAAACAUUUCAACAAUCUCUCCAAUGAUCUUGCCGCAGUAGACUCAAACUCCAGCCGUCAUGCUGAGAUUUCUACAGAAUUGAUGGCCUCACAGGGUCGUCUUGCUAUGCUGAUGGGGCGUAAUAUGAAGUGUUUUACACAGCAAACAUCUAUACAGAACCAGGAACUGCUGUCAAGCUUAUCCACCCCCAAGGAGGAGCCGUCGCCCCACCCCCACAUCUCUCACACUACCCCCAAGAGCUUCCAUUUUGAUGAGGACAUACCUGAUAGCAUUAAGAAACAACGGGAUUCAGGCAUGGCUAAUGUAUCUGAAAUGAAAACUAUUCCAAAGUUAGAGCCUGCAAAGGAGCCCAAAUCAGACUUGCCAGAAAGGGAAAUAGUGCCUAAAAGCAUUUUAAAAAGUAGUGCAGUACCCAAAAAAGGAAUACUUAAGACAUCUGGUGCUAUAAACAAUAGUGAUGUCUCAAAAACUGAUACAAAUCAUGAUGUGCAAGCAAUAAAUAAUGAUGAUACUUCACAAGGAAUAGGGGAUAAAACCAAUAAAACAUUAGUUCCAUCUGAUGUGGAUACAGCACCACCACAUGUUAAAAAUACUUCUGUGACAUCACAACAUAAAGACAAUGAAACAGCCAAGCCUGAGCCAGCUCCAGUGGUAUAUCACAGCCUUAGAGACAGAUAUAAGAAUCGUGCAAGUAAUGUACCCCAGUAUGAGCCACCAGCUGACAUCUUGCCAACCAGUCAUGCCCCUGCAAUACAACA
This is a messenger RNA of Owenia fusiformis, 1138 nucleotides long. NCBI's taxonomy places the organism in Eukaryota, Metazoa, Annelida, Polychaeta, Sabellida, Oweniidae. The record is from the annotation of a GenBank genome assembly.